AAAUCUGUGUAAUUGAGGCGGAUGGAACCGUGGAGGUGACGACCAUUCCAAAGUGAGGAAAUUCAGCUUCUACAAAAACCCAGAAGCCCAAACGAGAGUAAUUUUGAAUAGUAGUAAAAAAGGUUAUUGCUUUCCCACUUGCCUUUGAUUACUUUCUUCCUGCUGGAUCGAGCUGACGAUUGGAGAGGAGAAUCGGAUACCCACCAAAGUUAGACAACUUUCUUCUUUCAAGUGAGGAAAAGAUGACACAGAGAGGAGUUCCUGUUGAAGUUGGAGGUGAGGCAGGAGUAACAAUAAGAAAUGCUAAAUCAGACAAACUUGUUGAAGUUCCUUGGGAAGGGGCGACGACUAUAGCUGCUUUGUUUGAGCAAUCAUGUGAGAAGAAUUCAGGAAAUCAGUUUCUUGGAACAAGAAAGCUUAUAAGUAAAGAUUUCACUACAAGUAGUGAUGGAAGGAAGUUUGAGAAGGUGCAUCUAGGAGAGUAUGAAUGGGAAUCGUAUGGUCAAGUGUUUGAUCGUGCUUGUAAUUUUGCUUCGGGGCUUGUUAAAUUAGAUCAUGAUUUGAAUACACGGGCUGCCAUCUUUGCUGAUACACGAGCCGAGUGGUUAAUUGCAUUUCAAGGAUGUUUCAGGCAGAAUAUCACUGUAGUCACAAUCUAUGCUUCCCUUGGCGAGGAUGCCUUGAUUCAUUCACUCAACGAGACCCAAGUUUCAACUUUGAUAUGCGAUUCUAAGCAAUUGACGAAGUUGGCUGCAAUAAGUUCCAGUUUGACAGCCAUAAAGAAUGUCAUUUACUUUGAGGACGAUGAAACUGCACAGUUUGAUAGCUUGAAGUCUUGGAGGGUUGCUUCAUUUAGUGAAGUUGAGAAGCUGGGAAAAGAGAACACCGUUAAUCCGAAUUUACCUACCAAGGAAGAUAUUGCAGUUAUCAUGUAUACUAGUGGCAGCACAGGUCUACCUAAGGGAGUAAUGAUGAGCCACGGCAAUCUCGUAGCUACUGCAGCUGCUGUUAUGCAAUUGGUUCCAAAUUUGGGAACACAUGAUGUCUACAUAGCGUACCUGCCUCUGGCUCACGUUUUUGAGUUGGAAGCUGAGAUUGUGAUGUUGUCUGCAGGUGUUGCAAUAGGAUAUGGUUCAGCCAUGACUUUGACAGACACUUCCAACAAAAUCAAGAAAGGAACCCAAGGAGAUGUAUCAGUCUUAAAGCCCACUCUUAUGACAGCGGUUCCAGCAAUUCUAGAUCGCGUUCGAGCUGGAGUAUCAAAGAAGAUUGAGGAGUCUGGAGGUCUGGCCAAGAAAUUUUUCGAUUUUGCUUACCAACGACGAUUGGCAGCUAUAGAAGGAAGCUGGUUUGGAGCCUUGGGGGUGGAGAAACUUGUAUGGGAUGCUAUUGUUUUCAAGAAGAUACGUUCUCUACUCGGAGGUCAAAUUCGAUUUAUGCUUUGUGGUGGAGCACCCUUAUCAAAGGAGACACAGAGGUUUAUUAAUGUUUGCAUUGGGGCACCUAUUGGUCAAGGAUAUGGCUUAACGGAAACAUGUGCCGGAGCAGCUUUCACCGAGUGCGAUGACAUAUCGGUUGGACGAGUUGGUCCACCACUUCCUUGUUCCUACAUCAAGCUUAUAUCUUGGGAAGAAGGUGGAUAUCUAAUAACCGACAAACCAAUGCCUCGUGGGGAGAUUGUAGUUGGUGGGCCAAGUAUCACGGCUGGCUACUUCAACAAUGAGGCAAAAACGGAAGAAGUAUAUAAGGUUGAUGAAAAUGGAAUUCGUUGGUUCUACACGGGUGACAUAGGACAGUUUCAUGGUGAUGGUUGCCUUGAAAUUAUUGACAGGAAGAAGGAUAUUGUUAAACUUCAACAUGGAGAAUAUGUCUCCCUCGGAAAGGUUGAGGCGACUCUACUUUUGAGCAACUAUGUAGACAAUGUGAUGGUAUAUGCAGAUCCCUUCCAAAGUUAUUGUGUAGCUCUAGUUGUCCCCAUUCAUCAUUCCCUUGAGAAGUGGGCGAAAGAAGCUGGAAUCGCGUACAAGGAUUUGGAAGAGUUGUGUGAGAAAACUGAAACUAUAAAUGAGGUCCAGAAAUCCCUUAUCAAGGUAGCAAAAGCUGGGAAGUUGGAGAAAUUUGAGAUUCCCUCGAAAAUAAAGUUGAUAGCGGAGCCUUGGACACCUGAAUCGGGGCUAGUAACAGCUGCUCUCAAACUAAAGAGAGAAAGUAUCAAGGCGAAAUACAAAGAGGAUCUUCAGAAGUUUUAUUGAUCAAAACCCUUUGUUGAAUGUGUUUAUUGGUUCUGUCUUUUUAUUUACUGUGAACUUCUUGUUGUACUAAUAUAUCUGUGAUGGUUGUUUUUUUUAACUUUGUUUAACAUCUUGUAUACUUUUUGUUAUAAUAAUAUUGUUGUUUUCUUUAUUAUAUCCAUUUAUACCUCUUAUCUUCA
This is a messenger RNA of Impatiens glandulifera, 2431 nucleotides long. Its product is annotated as long chain acyl-CoA synthetase 8-like. The transcript is spliced from 12 exons. The record is from RefSeq and is a predicted model, not a curated record. Gene Ontology annotation, cellular component: membrane; endoplasmic reticulum. Lineage: Eukaryota; Viridiplantae; Streptophyta; Magnoliopsida; Ericales; Balsaminaceae. Gene Ontology annotation, molecular function: long-chain fatty acid-CoA ligase activity. Bases 243 to 2252 code for a protein of 669 amino acids.